AUGAAGGACAGAUUGGACGAGUUAAAGAAAGCGGCGCAGGACAACUUCACGGAGAGUAUUGAUGGAAUCGACAACCCAGUGUUUGCAAGGAUAGAAUGCAACAGACUAGUUGGUUUCUUUGAAGAUAUUUCAGCCAUUUCCUCAAACCUCAACGAAUUGGAAGAUUUAGUUCAUGCUAUUCAAAAGACGCAAGGAGAGGUGUUGUGUGGAACUGCACAUGAGAAUAUCUACAACAAAAAGAAAACUCUGAAAGAUGACAAAUGCCAGUUCACCAAUGAGGCCAAGGUCAUUCAGUCGCAGCUGGAUAACAUGAAGGAUGUAGUUUUUCGGAAAAGGCAAGAGGUGCCUUACUCGGUUGAGUACAGGAUUCGCCAGCAUCAGUAUAAUGCGCUGGUAACUCGCUAUCAGCAGAUCCUAACUUCGCACUACACAAAAGAGACCGAAUACGUCGGCAAGUUGAAACAGCAAAUUCUUCGGCAGACUCAGCUUGCUGGCGUGAAACUGCAGGACGAAGACGUUGAUAGUUUUGUGGAGAACCUUUCUGCUCCACGAAUUGUUGGCCAGGAUCUGGAAAUCCUCAAAGCCAAGGAGCACUUGGCUCAAGCCCAGGAGCGCCACAAACAGCUAUUGGACCUUGAGUCGCAGAUUGCUGAACUUCACGAACUCUUCCUCCAGUUUGAGGUAUUGGUAACUGAGCAACAGGAGAUUGUAAACAGCAUUGAAUACAAUGUACACCACACUGUUGACUAUAUUGCACAGUCCUCAGACCAUGUUAAAACAGCGAUAAAGUAUCAGAAGAAAUCUCGGGUCACUGCUGCUGCGGCGGCUGUCCUGGGACUGUGUGUUUGUGUUCCAUGUAUCGCAAGGAUGUCUUCUUAAAAGCAGCAGCAUUGCCCGUGGCUUUCCUGAGGACCCAGCAAGUCCUGAGGAGGGAACUCACUAUUGCAUUCUAUUUCUGCGGCUGGACAGCAAUGUGGACACCUGUGAUUGCGUGUUCGGGAGGUGUGCGUCAGAGGCUAAUCUUUCACACCGUGACCCUGGGGAGUUUCCAGUGUUUACAAGGGUUUGCUGACGUUAACCAAGGGAUUAGUAUUAAUCGCAGAAUUAUAAAUGAAGUAAGUGAGAAUAUUGCCGACUCUCAUCAAGAUUUUUAAAAAAUUCUCUCUCUCAGGCACCUAUUUUUUUGCACGAAUUAUUGUAUUCAGCUGCAGGAUCUCAGAAAGAUGAGAGAACAGUGAAAAGUUGUCUGGUGUAAACGGAAACUUUAUGAGUGGUGUAAACAGACACAUUAAUUAUAAAGUGUUUCUGAUAAAUUAGGCCAGUGAAGACAAAUCUAUUAUCCAAGUAUUUUAAUGCAGGUGAAUGUGAGUUCACCCUGCUUUAACCGGUAGAAUAACAAACUAUACUUCCUGUCCUUCCCGGAAAAGUUCUUCCAGAACAACACAUUUUACCACAAGUUUGUCGGGUCUUGGAAAAUCCUGCCGACAUUGCAGGAGAAGGACUUGAUGAGUAGACUAUCCAGACUCUCUGGUAGAAUGCCUCAUCGCCAGACCUCACCUACAGGAACCAAGACGUUUCCUGACUGGCCAUGAGAGAAACCCUCCCAGUCAGAUCUUACUGGAGCAUGACUGGAGCAUCGCUCGCGCCACGGGAUGACUGCUGUAGGAAAGAGCCCUCAGCUCACCUCUGCGGACUGUGGAUUUGUGUACGGGGUGUGGAGAAAGAGGCCUAUGCCGUGAUUCAUCCAGAGUAGCAGCUUGACAAAGGGCUCGCUGAUCCCACGGACAUACAUGGAGGGCAACAUCAGGUGUUGCGGCUGGUUAUCUACUCAGUGUAAGUUGCGCGUUGGUCUGCCCAAAUACUGUUGGUCUUCCAGCACAUCGAGAUGUCCGUGGAGGAAUACUACCAACUAGUACAUUUCAACAGUUCCAGCAUUCCAGGCUGCAGGGAACACCGAAGCUCGGUGCAGUCACGGCAAUGGCUCGAUGGAGAAGGUCCACAGUAUAGGGUUCUUCUGCUUUUGGAGAAGGAGGGGCCAGAAUGGGUGAGGAAACCCAGCAGUGCUAUUGAUGUGCGGAAUGCAAUAGAACAGAACUGAAAGCACUGACCUCCAAUGUAAAGAAUGAAAAGGCUUUGCAUAGUUUAUUGUAAAUGUUUUGUUUAUUAUGAAUAAAGUUUAUUUUAAUAUUUAAAAAAGAAUAAUAAGAACAUUGUGAAAUAUUUCUGUUGAAGGAUAGCCAAGACUUGGUGUGUGGUUGUUACCCAAACCACAGUUAUAUUCCCUAGAUCUUAGAAGGUUAAAGGGAGUCCUGACUGAACUUCUAAGUUACUUUACAGUUAGAUUUAAGGGGAUGGUAAGAUGAACAAAAUUAUUUCCAAACAAGUUUGGGAAACCUUCACCAAACAGUUUCUAUUGUCUUAAUGGCAGGUCAGGUCACCAAGAUUAUUUUAAAAUCAAGAUUGAUGGAUUCUGUAUUAAGGAAGGUCAGGAAAAGAUGGGAAUGGAAGUACAUUAUAGAAUAAGCAUGUUCUCAAGACAUGCUCAACAACCUACUCUAGUUCCUGUGAGUUUCCUGAAAAAGCUGGACAAACAAUUAAUCUUUACCUGUA
Molecule: messenger RNA, 2610 nt
Organism: Hypanus sabinus (Atlantic stingray)
Lineage: Eukaryota; Metazoa; Chordata; Chondrichthyes; Myliobatiformes; Dasyatidae
Product: syntaxin-3-like
Exons: 1
Coding region: 1-879 (292 amino acids)
Biological process (GO): exocytosis; intracellular protein transport; synaptic vesicle fusion to presynaptic active zone membrane
Cellular component (GO): endomembrane system; presynaptic active zone membrane; synaptic vesicle
Molecular function (GO): SNARE binding; SNAP receptor activity
Source: RefSeq, a predicted model, not a curated record